CUCGGGUAUUUCUGUUAUGAAGUUCAGUCACUUGACAUCAUAUGGAGGAGAAAGUUAGCACAGAAAUAAGGGAUCGCUCUUAGCAAGAUGCAAGCACAAGAGUGCAGUGAUUGGUCACCCAAGGGAGAACCCCAAAAGAUACCUGGUUUCCAGUGUAUACUUCGAAAUAUGCCUGACCCAAUUACAGCUCGAGAGAGUAUCUGGCUGCCGUUCAUGGAAUCAGAACUCCGUUGCGAUGAGCAGACUAUCAUUAUUGGACAUAGUUCUGGUGCUGCUGCUGCCAUGAGGUAUGCAGAAACUCACAAGGUGUAUGCAAUCAUUUUAGUGUCUGCUUAUGUUUCUGACUUGGGAGAUGAGAAUGAAAGAGAGAGCGGAUACUUUAACCGACCUUGGCAAUGGGAGAAGAUCAAGGCUAAUUGUCAUCGCAUUGUGCAGUUUGCUUCCACAGAUGAUCCUUUUCUUCCCUGGAGCGAGCAGCAGGCAGUGGCCAAUGAGCUCAACACAGAGCUAUACAAGUUCACAGACAGGGGCCACUUUCAGAGCAGUGAAUUCAAUGAGCUAAUAAGUGUGAUCCAGGGAAUACUCAACAGUGCUGCUUAAAGCAGGGCAUUUUGUAUUUCCUUACCUUGGGGGCGGGAGCUGCAGGCUGUAUUUCCGACUGAGCAAUUUGACAGCAAAGAUCUAGAGCAGUGGCUUUCAAACAUUUUUUCUGGGGACCCAGCUGAAGAAAAUUGUUGAUGCCUGCAACCCAACAGGGCUAGGG
Molecule: messenger RNA, 763 nt
Organism: Chelonoidis abingdonii (Abingdon island giant tortoise)
Lineage: Eukaryota; Metazoa; Chordata; Testudines; Testudinidae
Gene: RBBP9
Product: RB binding protein 9, serine hydrolase
Molecular function (GO): hydrolase activity
Source: RefSeq, a predicted model, not a curated record